AUGUUUGCCCACGAUGCCGUUCCUGUCGGCUACCUGCUGAUAGAGGUGCAGCGAGACUUCAACUUUCAUGCUAAUAUCGCUAAUAAGACUAAGCUGGAUCCCGAUGAGGAUAUGGGAGUGCUUUGCGAGGACAUUAUUCAUGAUAAGCGUCCCAACUCUUUUGGAACCGGGGUUGUAAUUGAUGUAACUGAUACGACUGUGCUUCAACUUUUUUUCUCUUCUUUUUCUGUUUCAGGAUCCUGUGCUGUGUUCAUUCAGCAGCCUCAUGACGUGGUCGUGGUGGCAGGGCAGCCUGUAACUCUACCGUGCGCUAUCACCGGCUAUCACGGCAUGGUCCUGUGGGUCAAAGACGGCCUGGCUCUCGGAGUUAAUCGGGACAUGUCAGGCUAUCCACGCUACGACGUAGUGGGUGAUCACAGCAAAGGCGAGUACCACCUUCUGAUCCAGAGGACAGAGCUCGCUGAUGACGGAAGCUUUGAGUGUCAAGGCAUCCAGGCUGGCAUCAGGUCUCGACCUGCUCGCCUCACUGUCCUAGUUCCUCCUGAGGACCCCGUGAUCAUCGGAGCGCCCGUGGUGAGUCUGAGAGCCGGUGACCCGCUUAACCUGACGUGCCACGCCGACAACGCCAAGCCGGCAGCCUCCAUCAUCUGGAUCCGUAACGGAGAGGUGCUCAACGGUGCCAUGUACUCCAAGACGCUGUUGCGUGACGGCCACAGAGAGAGCACGGUCAGCACCCUCUACGUCUCGGCGUCCAACAUCGAGAGCGGCCAGCGCAUCACCUGCCGAGCGUCCAACAAAGCCGCGCCCAACGGCAAAGAGGCCACGGUCACCAUCGACAUCCAGCACCUUCCUCUGGUGAACCUCUCUGCGGAGCCGCAGCCCAUUCUGGAAGGGAAUCCGGUCAGGUUUCACUGCUCGGCCAAGGCCAACCCGCCUGUCACUCAGUACAGAUGGGCUAAAGGCGGCACCGUGAUCCGGGACGCGGUUGGAGAGACGUACGAGGUGGCUGUGGAUCACUCGUUCUUCACCGAGCCGGUUUCCUGUGAGGUCACCAACGCGCUCGGGAGCACCAACAUCAGCCGCAACGUCGACGUCUACUUCGGACCUCGUCUGGCAGCCGAACCGCAGUCCCUCCAGGUGGAUUUGGGCUCGGACGCCGUCUUUAACUGCGCCUGGAUGGGAAAUCCCUCGCUCACCAUCGUGUGGAUGAAACGCGGCCACGGCGUGGUGCUUAGCAACGAGAACACGCUGACCCUGAGGGCCGUGAAACAGGAGGACGCCGGGAAAUAUGUCUGCCGGGCCGUGGUUCCUCGAGUCGGAGUCGGGGAGAAGGUGGUGACUCUUACCGUCAACGGCCCUCCUACUAUCUCCAGCACCCAGACACAGCAGGCUCUGUACGGAGAGAAAGGCCAGAUCAAGUGCUUCAUCCGCAGCACUCCUCCUCCAGAUCGCAUUGCCUGGUCUUGGAAGGAGACGGUCCUGGAGUCGGGAACGUCAGGGAGGUACACGGUGGAGACGGUGAGCACGGAGGAAGGCGUCAUUUCCACUCUGACCAUGAGCAACAUCGUCCCCGCCGACUUCCAGACCAUUUACAACUGCACGGCCUGGAACAGCUUCGGCUCCGACACCGAGAUCAUUCGCCUCAAGGAACACGGGUCCCUGCGCUUGGCCGUCAUCAUCGGGGUCGCGGUGGGAGCUUUCCUGGCGCUCAUCGUCCUCAUGGGGACUCUGGGGGCUUUCUGCUGCGCUCGCCUGCAGAGGAAAGACAUGCACCUGGUAAUGUCCUCACUGCCCGUCUCGCUCUCUGCUCGCCAGAGAGAACUCUCGAGUGCAAUUAAGACUGAAAGCCUCAAAGGGGUCGUCUCGGCAAAAAAUGACAUCCGGGUGGAGAUCGUUCACAAGGAUCAUAACGCGGCGAGGGAGACGGAGGAGCACGCGGGCGCGAAGCAGAUGAUGAUGGAGCGUGGGGAGUUCCAGCAGGAGUCUGUGUUGAAGCAGCUGGAGGUUCUACAGGAGGAGGAAGAGGAGUUUCAGCACGUUAAGGAUCCGACCAACGGGUACUACAGCGUGAACACCUUCAAGGAGCACAACGCCACUACGUCGGCUGAAGUCCGCAACCCAUCCGGAUCAGCGACGCUGGGUAAACAGCGCGUACCCACAGGCAUGUCCUUCACUAACAUCUACUCCACGCUGGGGGCCGCGCCCAACCACCGGCUGUACGACUACGGCGGCCGCUUCGUCCUGGCCAUGGGCUCCAGCUCCAUCGAGCUGUGCGAGCGCGAACUCAGCGAUUCCGGAUCCUUCCAGGACGCCCCGUGCGACAGCAGCGCGAGCAGUUACUUCGACAAAGCGAGCAAGGCCUCGGCUUCGUCCUCGACGCACCACUCGCAGUCGUCGUCACAGAACUCGGACCUGACACGGCCGCUGCAGAAGCGCAUGCUCACCCAUGUCUGAGCAUAGAACUCUCUCUGAACCUCGCCAGGAACCACACGUUCCACUUGAAACCUUUGAGAUGUUCGACGUCCUUUGCUCGGAUGACGCCGAUAGUGUGGAACGCGUCGGUAUUUUCUAACAAGCAACGACUUUUGUACGUUUUACUGAGCCAGUCGUUUCGCAGUGACGCAAAACAAUUCUCAUCGAACGUCGUUCCAUGACAAUCAGGAUUCCAUCCUUACGCUUCAUUUUAGUGUCUUCAAAGUUUUUUGGACAUAUUUUGAGGAAAACGGAAAAUUUCUCGUCAAAUGUCAUUCCAUGACAAUCAGGACUCCACCGUCACGUUGGGUUUUGUUUUUUUGCCAUUUUCUCCCAAUUUUUGAUCCUGUUCCAAUUUCUCCCCACUCUCUCUGUAUUCCCUGUUCCGCAUACAUGAGAAUCACAUGCCUGGUAUUGGAUAGUGCCGCUGUGAUUGACAGGGAUGAGAAAGGGUGUGCCCCUCCCACCCAGACAGAACGGCUCAUCUUUGCUCUCGGACACUAGGCCACGGCUGGCUGUGACGUCGUCAGGAUUCAAACUCGCGAAUCUCACAACGAUUGGACGAACGCUCUUCCAGACUUUGUUGGAGUAGCUGGAUCU
This is a messenger RNA of Ictalurus furcatus (blue catfish), 3072 nucleotides long. It is a transcript of the gene kirrel3a, whose product is annotated as kirre like nephrin family adhesion molecule 3a. NCBI's taxonomy places the organism in Eukaryota, Metazoa, Chordata, Actinopteri, Siluriformes, Ictaluridae. Bases 1 to 2454 code for a protein of 817 amino acids. The transcript is spliced from 17 exons. Gene Ontology annotation, cellular component: cell-cell junction. Gene Ontology annotation, biological process: synapse assembly; cell-cell adhesion. The record is from RefSeq and is a predicted model, not a curated record. Gene Ontology annotation, molecular function: cell adhesion molecule binding.